AUGGUUUCUCUCCAUCCCUAAAUUUUAUCCGGUUCAUACUCGGCGCGAGAGGAUGGGAGCCACUCUCUUCUUCUUCAGUCUCUCCUCCGCUCCCAUCUCCUUCGCGCCGCAAAACCCUAAUCUCACUGUACUUCGCGCUCGCUCCUCGCCUCUCGCUAUUCCUGCCUCAGCUGAUCAUAAUGCCAUUCUUCACCAACGGUGUGCAGUUCCUUUCCUCUCCGCGAAGGUGCUACGCACCGCAGCGCCAACUAUCCCCGUCGAAGAAGAGCUCCUAGACAUAUCUAAAAUUGGCAUAUCGGAACAGAUCGUUACUGCUCUCUCUCGCCGGGGUAUCACUGAGCUGUUCCCCAUUCAGAGAGCUGUCUUGGAACCUGCGUUGGAAGGCCGUGAUAUGAUUGGAAGGGCUAUCACUGGAUCAGGAAAAACUCUUGCGUUUGGCAUUCCCAUAUUGGAUAAAAUUAUCCGGGAUCAGAAUCAAAGCUGGAAAAAAAGUGUUCCUUCUGCUCUUGUAUUGGCCCCUACACGCGAGCUAGCACGUCAAGUGCAACGAGAAUUCGAAAUUUCCGCUCCAAAAUUGCGAAGUAUUUGCAUUUAUGGAGGAAUACCAAUUAUGAGCCAAGUUCGUUCUCUAGGAUAUGGCAUGGAUAUUGUUGUUGGAACACCGGGGAGAAUUAUUGACCUUUUUGAAAGGGGCGCCUUAGAUCUUUCUGAAGUCAAAUUUGUUGUGCUGGAUGAAGCUGAUCAGAUGUUAGCUGUAGGCUUUCAGGAGGAUGUGGAACGCAUUUUAAGUUACCUACCUAGAGAGAAACAAUGCAUGCUAUUUUCUGCAACAAUGCCUCAAUGGAUUCAUGAUCUGUCGAGGAAGUAUUUGAGGGAUCCCAUAGUAGUAGAUCUUGUUGGAGACUCUGCUCAAAAGUUAGCUGAGGGUAUCUCCCUCUAUUCUAUUUCGUCAACCUCUUUUAACAAACAAAAUCUCCUUCCAACUUUGAUUUCAAUGUAUGCUCAAGGAGGUAAAAGUAUAAUUUUCACAAAAACAAAGAGAGAUGCGGAGUCUCUCUCGAGGUCCAUGGGAGUUAUAAUUGGGAGCAAAGCACUACAUGGAGACAUGCAGCAGUCCCAGAGGGACAAAACUCUCGCUGCUUUCCGUGAUGGACGGUUCCAUGCAUUAGUUGCUACAGAUGUCGCUGCACGUGGUCUUGAUAUUCCUAAUGUUGAUCUGGUUAUUCAUUAUGAAAUUCCAAAUACUUCUGAGAUUUUUCUUCAUAGAUCCGGCAGAACUGGCCGAGCUGGUAAUAAGGGGACUACAGUGCUUAUGUUCACUGAAGGUCAGCGACGCACAGUUAGAAGCAUUGAGCAUGAUUUAGGAUGCAAGUUCGAUGAGCUGCGAGGCCUCACUGGUGAAGGUGGAAGAAAACCCUCUGGCAAAUAUAAUGAUAGUUCUGCAGAGGAAAAUCUUUGGCUUUCCGAUGUUAAUGAUUCGGAUGAUAGCACUCAAUAUCUUAAUUACAGGAGAUCCCCAAGGUCUAAUAACACUUACAGAAACUCUAAAGGUAACUUCAGAAACCAUUCUCAUGACUCUGAUAAUUCACAUUAUGGAAAUAAUGGCAGAUUUGUAAAGUUCAACUCUCAUAAAAAAUUACAAGAUAACACCAGAAAUGAAUCUCGUGGCUCUGAUAAUAAUGCCAGGCAUGGAAAUAAUGGGAGAUCUAAAAGCGACAAUUUUUAUGGAAAUUCUCCCUUCAGAAGCCUGAAAACUUCUAGAAAUAAGGAUCAGGAUAGAUCAGGCAGUGCUAAUGAUAGUUUUGAUUCGUUGUUUGAUUUGUUUUAGGCAAAUUUACAUGCAUACCAUAUAAUUCUUUAUGUAUUUACAUAUCUAACGCCUACAUUUUUUAUAUUUACAUUCACAUUUACAUAACUUUGGUAUCGGAAACCCAUGCAUGAAAACUGAAAAGUGAUAUUUUGAUGCGAUAUUAAAGAUUUGAGUGUCAUGCAUG
This is a messenger RNA of Phalaenopsis equestris, 1994 nucleotides long. Its product is annotated as DEAD-box ATP-dependent RNA helicase 53-like. Gene Ontology annotation, molecular function: nucleic acid binding; ATP binding. The transcript has 8 exons. The record is from RefSeq and is a predicted model, not a curated record. NCBI's taxonomy places the organism in Eukaryota, Viridiplantae, Streptophyta, Magnoliopsida, Asparagales, Orchidaceae. Bases 53 to 1828 code for a protein of 591 amino acids.